Messenger RNA from Paramormyrops kingsleyae, 756 nucleotides. RefSeq names its product C-X-C motif chemokine 11-1-like. Gene Ontology annotation, molecular function: chemokine activity. The record is from RefSeq and is a predicted model, not a curated record. Lineage: Eukaryota; Metazoa; Chordata; Actinopteri; Osteoglossiformes; Mormyridae. Gene Ontology annotation, cellular component: extracellular region. Gene Ontology annotation, biological process: defense response; chemotaxis; immune response.
UAUCUCAGAAUCAAACAUUCAUUCAGAACAUUGUCACUCAGCCUACAUUGCUGACCUUGACAGAGAAAUCAUGAAGUCGCCUGCUGUCAUCCUGAUUGCCUGUGUGCUUCUCUCACACGUUGAAGGCAUGGCAAGUCCAAUUCCCGGUGACCGGUGUCUGUGCAUCGAUGAUGGAGUGAACUUCAUUAAGCCAGCAAACAUUGAGAAGAUUGAAGUGUAUUCACCGAGUUUUUCAUGCCAGAAAAUGGAGAUCAUAGUCACAAUGAAGAAUGGAGAAGAAAAGAAGUGUUUGAAUCCAGAGUCCAAAUUUGCUAAAAAUUUCAUCAAAAAUUCCCAAUGGAAAAAAAGGAGCUUGAAGAGAACUGCGGCGUAAAGAUCCACAAGAGCAACACAAGAAGCAUCUCCUGUAACAGUUAUUGGCAGAGGACUAAAUUUGUUCAAAAACAUUCCUUAAAAUCAAAAAUAAAUAGGCUUUAAUGAACAUUAAACACUUUUUAACAAAGAAAAAAAUGCAUGUAACAUUUACUGGUAUCGAAAACUAAGAAUGGAAACCUUUUACCUUUACUUGAAAAAUUAAAAACCAUUCCGUUAUUUUUCCAUUCCCAUUUUUUACUUGUCUUUGUAUUAUUUUCUGUAUAAUGUAAAAUUUUAUGUUUCAAAUUAUGUAUUUGCUGUGAAUGUGUUGAUAAAAAAUGUAUUGUUCAGUUUCACAUUAUAAUUGUUCACGUCUAAAAAUAAAGUGUAUAUUUACCUUAA